AUGCCUCCUAAGAGAAAAUCAGCUAGACAGGCGGGUAGGUCAGCUGCCAAGAUCACAAGACGAGAGACCCCAUCCUCUAGUGCCUCGAGUGACCUGGCCGAGGAUUCAGCAGCGCAACAAACAGCUGAACUUGUGAACAUCGUGGACUUAACGAGCGUGGUCACAUUGGCAGUGACAGAGGCCCUGAAAGCUGUUGGAGUUGGGCAAAUGAUCCCAUUAUCCAGUCCCCCCACGGUUAACCCAAGUCAUGGGUCAGUAGAUGCUUCAGCCACAGUGGCGACCGCCACAGCUGCCGAGAUAGCCAGCUUUUCAUCCCUGUCGGCGGGUAUGUCAAUAUCAAAUUCCAAUGACAAACCUAGUGAAGUGAACUUCACGAGCGUAGCAAUUGAUUUGGAGGCACGGGUGUCGGCUAAGCUCAAGGCAAAGAUCUGGGCCGAUGAAUACAUUGAUUUUGGGGCGCUACUAUCGUCUUUUCCUGACGAUGAUAAAUUUAUUCUCUCUUUUAACUAUGAGGGAAAAUCGCCAAGUUCUUUGCCUCGAACCAUCCAAACCAAAGCCCAAGUUUUUAUCCUUGGGGCAAUGGCAGACGGCCUUUAACACCUUUGCGGCUGUUUUUACAGUUAAAUACCCGCUAAAGGUUGCGGCUUUUCUCAAAUAUUGUGAAGUUGUCAGAGAUAUUGCUAAUAAGUCAGGAAACUGGCGUAAUUACGACCAGCAAUUCUGCUAUUUGCGUCAAACAAAUCCAGAGAAAUUUCCCUGGGACAGGGUAAUGUGGGAACUUUGGAAUCAGGCCAUUCACGUAACAUAAAAAUCUCACCGAAUAAUACACGGAAUAACAAACCCCAAACCCGGCCAUUUCUGUCCUUUCCAAAAGGUGUGUGCUGGAAAUUUCACUCCGNAGAAUUUUUGCCUCAAGUCACAUGUUCAUUUUGUGAUAUAGUGAUACCCGACACAUAAUUUUUGCGCCCGGUGAACCUUGGUGCGCCUAUCUCUAUUAUUUUGUGUCCAUGUAUCAUAUAUCCACAAUUUUCCUCUAUUGCAUUCGAUCGGUUGCUUACACCAAAAUUUGGCCGGCUGACUGCAACCCGUUUUUACUCUCUUUACUAUGCUUUGUUUAAUUACUUAUGUUAGUCGUCUUAGUCAUGCGUUACUGGUCAUUAAUGAUGUGCGGUUUAUUUAAGUCAUGCCUCCUAAGAGAAAAUCAGCUAGACAGGCGGGUAGGUCAGCUGCCAAGAUCACAAGACGAGAGACCCCAUCCUCUAGUGCCUCGAGUGACCUGGCCGAGGAUUCAGCAGCGCAACAAACAGCUGAACUUGUGAACAUCGUGGACUUAACGAGCGUGGUCACAUUGGCAGUGACAGAGGCCCUGAAAGCUGUUGGAGUUGGGCAAAUGAUCCCAUUAUCCAGUCCCCCCACGGUUAACCCAAGUCAUGGGUCAGUAGAUGCUUCAGCCACAGUGGCGACCGCCACAGCUGCCGAGAUAGCCAGCUUUUCAUCCCUGUCGGCGGGUAUGUCAAUAUCAAAUUCCAAUGACAAACCUAGUGAAGUGAACUUCACGAGCGUAGCAAUUGAUUUGGAGGCACGGGUGUCGGCUAAGCUCAAGGCAAAGAUCUGGGCCGAUGAAUACAUUGAUUUUGGGGCGCUACUAUCGUCUUUUCCUGACGAUGAUAAAUUUAUUCUCUCUUUUAACUAUGAGGGAAAAUCGCCAAGUUCUUUGCCUCGAACCAUCCAAACCAAAGCCCAAGUUUUUAUCCUUGGGGCAAUGGCAGACGGCCUUUAACACCUUUGUGGCUGUUUUUACAGUUAAAUACCCGCUAAAGGUUGCGGCUUUUCUCAAAUAUUGUGAAGUUGUCAGAGAUAUUGCUAAUAAG
This is a messenger RNA of Porites evermanni, 1871 nucleotides long. NCBI's taxonomy places the organism in Eukaryota, Metazoa, Cnidaria, Anthozoa, Scleractinia, Poritidae. The record is from the annotation of a GenBank genome assembly.